This is a messenger RNA of Calliphora vicina (urban bluebottle blowfly), 1298 nucleotides long. RefSeq names its product Testis-specific serine/threonine kinase (gene Tssk). Bases 258 to 1166 code for a protein of 302 amino acids. Lineage: Eukaryota; Metazoa; Arthropoda; Insecta; Diptera; Calliphoridae. The transcript has a single exon. The record is from RefSeq and is a predicted model, not a curated record. Gene Ontology annotation, cellular component: cytoplasm. Gene Ontology annotation, molecular function: protein serine/threonine kinase activity; ATP binding. Gene Ontology annotation, biological process: protein phosphorylation; intracellular signal transduction.
UGAAAGAACAAUUAAAAAUUUAUUUUAUUCAUUUGUUUUUUUGUAUAAAAUUCUUUCGACUUUGAAUUUUCAAGAAUUUUUCGUAGUUUUUUUUUAUAAUUUUAUUUUAAUACAAAACGGUCAACUCAUUCUUCUGAUCUAAACUUUUGAGUGUAAAUUCCAAACUGUCAGCUAAAAUAACAGCUUCAGAUGCAAUUAGACAAAAUUUCAAAACAGUAUAGAAAAUUCCAAAAACAACAACAACAACAUCAGCAAUAAUGUCAACAAAAUCUACAAGCGGCUCUCACAGUCACAGACAAUUGAGCACACGCACUUCCGAUAUCGAUGCAUUGGCACAGCGAGGCUAUAAUGUUGGUUCUAAAAUCGGAGAAGGUUCGUAUGCCACGGUCAUUACGGCCGGCUAUGCCGAUGACACUGGCAAUGGUAUACAUUUGGCCUGUAAGAUUAUCGACAAGGCCAAGGCUCCUUCGGAUUUUGUCAACAAGUUUUUCCCCCGUGAAUUGGAGAUUUUAACUAAAAUCGAUCAUCCCAAUAUUAUACAAAUUCAUAGUAUUUUGCAAAGAGGUCCCAAGAUUUUCAUAUUCAUGCGUUAUGCCGAGAAUGGCGACCUGCUGACCUACAUCAAGAAAAACGGCCCGGUGGAGGAGCUACAAGCCAAAGCCUGGUUUUUGCAAAUGGCCAAGGCCCUCAAGUAUUUACAUUCGCAUGAAAUUGCCCAUCGUGAUCUCAAGUGUGAGAAUAUAUUGCUCUCGAAACGCCUUAAUAUCAAACUGGCCGAUUUUGGUUUUGCCCGCUAUUGUUGUGAUGAGGCAGGUCGUGAAAUUAAAUCGGAAACGUAUUGUGGUUCGGCAGCCUAUGCUGCUCCCGAAGUUGUUGGCGGUCAUCCCUAUGAUCCGAAAUUAGCGGAUGCUUGGUCUUUGGGUGUCAUUCUUUUCAUUAUGCUCAAUGCUAAAAUGCCCUUUGAUGACAGUAAUUUAAGUAAAUUACUUGAAUUUCAACGUGGUAAAAAAUACGCCUUUCGUCGUAAACUGCAAGAUAAAAUUUCAGCUCAAGCUAAGGCCACAGUGGCGGUGCUGUUGGAACCAGAACCUCAUGUUCGCUGGAAUUUAAAAGAAAUUCUCAACUGCAGUUGGCUGCGUACCGAGGAGGAUGAGGCGUUGCUUUAAUUUUGUUAUUGAAGAUAAAAAAGAUUAUUCUUUGAACAUCUUUUAAAAUUUGUUAGUGUUUUGAAAAACAAAAAGUGUGAGUUUUCAGAAUUUUGUGAAAUUAUAGUUCUUUGAAAAUUGUUAAAGGAAAAC